ACUUUGUUGAAAAUACAAAAUUUCACGUUUCAUGUAUAUAUUAUAACAGAUUUUAUCUUGAAGUAGAUAAUACAUUGUAAUACAUUUAUAGAGCGGAAAUGGAGAUUAUAGAAGAUGGAAAUUUGGUAGAUCGUGUUAGAAUUUUAUUACAACGCGAUAUGCAAUAUUAUCAGGAAAUGCAAACAGUAUUGAAAGAGCCACUUUGUGUACGUAUUAGUGGUGGAAAACUCGAUUUUCCAAGACAUGCUUCAUUCGCGGCUACUAAAAUUGUGACCUGGUGGGAAGCCGACUUCGAAGCUGCUUUUAAAUGUUACUCUGGAUUAACAGGUUCAACUGAACACGAAAGUACCACAAACAUAGAAGCUGAGGAUAGAGUCAUAAAAAAGAUUCAACCAUCGGAAUUUAUACUUCUUGUAGUUGAUACUGCUGAUAAAUUAUUAGAGCAUUUGCAUAUGCUUAUUCAAGAAUCGUUAGACCACGCGGAUUUGACGGUAUUAACAGCUACUUUGGGAGCAGCUGCACUUAUACGAAAUUGCUUAUGGUGUUAUAAUCAACAAGCUAAAAAUUUAAUUAACUCGCAAUCAAGUGAAAAAAUAAAUAAAUCAUAUAAAUCUUAUCAUGAAAUGGCUGAAGCAGUAGCGGAAAGAUUAUUGGACCUACACUGCCGUUUAAUUUCGUUGUACAUAUUAAAUGAAGCUGAUUCUCUUAGCUGGCAUGACACCAAAUCAUUUUUUGAACGAGAACGCUGUUCUUUUGUAAUACAAAUGUGGUGGCUAUAUAUGCAAGGGACAAAGGCUGAUCUUUGGAAUACCGUUUCCCCAAAAAUGGCUCAACGUGUAUUUUCUGGAAUGUUAAACGAAUCUUUGUCCAUUCUUGUGACAAGAUUUAUCUAUGGUCGACCAAGUUUAGCACGAUCUGAACAAUUUUGGUCAGAUGCUUUCAAUGUUCUGUGUUGUACGGGAUAUCUUGCAUUAGGCGCUUGUGUCAGUGCUGCUGAAAUGAUUGGAAUGAAGUUAAACAAAUUACCAAUUGCUGUUAGAGAUAUACACACGAAAUGUAAUGAAUUAUUCGUUUGCUUACUACUAAGGGGCACACCUCUUCAAGAACUAUAUCAAGCUUUUAGAGCUGGAUUCGAUGAUUUGAGUAUAUUGCAACCACGUCUUGGACCUGCACCUUGGGUGUUAAUAUGCGCACCAAAUUUAUUGGGUUCAAUCGACUCCGAGAUUUACAUAUCAAGUUUGCCAGAAGAUCGUUCUGUAAUUUUAGAGCUAAACGUUCUUAGACAUCAACCGCAAUCAGAUUGGACCCAAUUAAUAAAGGUAAUUUCUAUGAAUGAUUAUGCAGUGGCUAAAAUAUUGUUAAAUACAUUAAUUCACGAAUGCGGCGAUUUUACGUCCGAAGAUGAUUUCGAUAAUUUAGAGAAAUUCAAACUUGAUGGACAAGGUUGUGGUGGUUUUUUAUGUAGUAGCGGAGCUUGUAUUCCAAGACAGAAAAUAACACCAGCAAUAAGUCUUUACAGUUUAAUGUACAUUCUAACGUGUAUCGCACAGGAUUCUGGUCAUGUUAUCGUACCAGCUUUGAAACAAAAUCAUAAAUGGGCCAGCCAUCUCGAUCGACAGCAGGUUUGGAAUCAGUCGCGACCACCCUGGUUAAAUGCAAUUUUAAAUCCGUUAAAUAAAAUAAUGGAACCAAUUAUCGAAUUACUUUUGGACGCUGUAAAAACAGGAGCAAGUAUGUAUCAAGCAAUGUCACUGGUAAUUGGCUGUUUCGCUGAAUUGUACGUAACUUUGCCACCUGCCAUUUUAAAUAUCGCAUUGGCGUUAAACGAGAAUAUUCCUGCCCACUGUCAUCCUAUCGGUGGAAAUCUUCUUCUUCAUAUUCUGUGUACAUCGCUUUAUACUGCCCUUCUUGAACAUUCAAGAAUCAGCAAAGCGAAAGUAGAAGACAGUCCAAGAGUUCAAGAAGUAAAUUACGAAUUGAAUUUUUUCGAUCCUAAUGAUUCUUCAGAAACAUUACUCGCUUUAGCCGAAGGUAUCUGCAGCAUCGACGAGGACAAUAAACACACCUCUCAAAUUGAGGAUUUCUUUCAACUUGUAAAAGACAACAUCCAAGUAACGAACGAAGAUCCACACGUUAACAAGGCAAAAAGUAUAUCUUCCAUUAUUGAAACGUACACUGAUGAACUAUUGUUUACUAAUUCUGGACGCCGGGCUUUAAAGGUAAUGCACGAGUAUUUAAUACGUGCAUCCGAUUUGGUAUUAAAUAAUUUACGUCAAAAUAAUGUUAAAAGGUUGAUACCCAAUGUGCCUGAGGUGUCUCCUCUUAUUAAACCACUGGUUCAUAUAAUGUUUCAUAUCGAAGAUACUAUGUUUGAUCAGUUUCUUAUACAAUACGAAAAAACAAAUUGGAGAAAAGCUUUAAGGGUACCACUAUCAGUUACGGUGGAUCAUGCACGAAGCCAACUUUUAUUACGCCCGGAAUUUAAAAAUGUCGGCGAGUUAGCACGCGAAGACAAAGAAGCUGUGUAUUCGCUUAGAAGACUUUGCUCUUCCAUAAAAACAGCACAUUUUAAAUAA
This is a messenger RNA of Osmia bicornis bicornis, 2576 nucleotides long. RefSeq lists its product as uncharacterized. Bases 99 to 2576 code for a protein of 825 amino acids. The record is from RefSeq and is a predicted model, not a curated record. The transcript has 14 exons. Lineage: Eukaryota; Metazoa; Arthropoda; Insecta; Hymenoptera; Megachilidae.